Messenger RNA from Lactuca sativa (garden lettuce), 390 nucleotides. The record is from RefSeq and is a predicted model, not a curated record. Lineage: Eukaryota; Viridiplantae; Streptophyta; Magnoliopsida; Asterales; Asteraceae.
AUGUUUUCCAUGAAAGAUUUAGGAGAGGCUGAUGUAAUUCUUGGAAUCAGAAUUAAGAGGAUGAACAAAGGAUUGGUGAUGACUCAAAGUCAUUAUGUUGAGAAAAUUCUCAAGCGAUUUAAUUUUACAGAUUGUUCUCCUGUGAGUACUCCUAUGGAUCCAAGUGUGAAAUUAAUGCCAAAUAAUGGCGUUCCCAUUUCACAAUUGGAAUACUCUAAGGCUAUUGGUAGCUUGAUGUAUGUCAUGACAAGUACCAGACCUGAUAUUGCUUUUGAUGUGGAUACAUGGAAAGGAGAUACCUACAUGGUUGUGAAGUGUAGCCGCAUUUCAAAAGGUUGUGCACUUGACCUUGAUACAAUCAUGAGAGGAUUGGGACACACAGCUUUAUAA